Dimorphilus gyrociliatus is the source of this 6555-nucleotide messenger RNA. The record is from the annotation of a GenBank genome assembly. NCBI's taxonomy places the organism in Eukaryota, Metazoa, Annelida, Polychaeta, Dinophilidae.
GGGGCGUAACAAAAGAGACUUGGAAGGGAAAUAAAUUAAUAAUACAAAGUUAAUCAAUUGAGGAAAAAUAAGGGAAUGCAGAUUUUUUGUUUCUUUUUUUUUCUCAUAUUUUUCUCUAUGUUCUUCUUCUUCUUCUUUUUCUUAUCAUUAUGCUUCAUCUUUUCUUCAUCUUCUAAUAAUAAUAUACUCCCUGGUGUUAUCUUUGGAAAUUCUAUAAACUAUCGUUUUAAAAUUUUCUCCUAUUGUUAUUAAAAUGAAUAGUAAAAUUUCUUAUACGCUAUUUCUAAUCUAUUCAGUCUAUUCCUUCUCCUUCUUUCUCGAUCCCAAUGCGGUCUAGAUUAGGCCUAUUGAUCGCCUAGACGGUUUGCAGUUGUUGCUGUUGUAUAGACCGCAAAGCUUAAUGCGAACGGUCUAGGGGAAGUAGGUCACGAGACUUAACGACGCUGCCCCCUUUAUUCUUGUUUUUAUGAUUAAAUAAUUGAUUGCUUUUGUUUUCACGUUACAGCUGUUUCGGAAAGGUCGAAUUCGUGUAUCUGGAAUAGAUUUUGCGGUUGAUAGAAAAAAACUGUAAUAAUUUUUGCAGCUAUGGAGCUGGUGAAUCUUGGUAUAAUCUUUGCAACCUUAUCAAUAAGUACCAAUUGUUUAAAGACCUGGAAUCUAAAUUGGAAGAAUACAGCACCAAUUUGCAACCUAAAUAUAAAUAGGACGGAAUUAGACGAACAACUUGAUGGUAUAGCCUAUAAUAAAACAUGGGAUUUUGAGACAAUUAAUGAAGGAAUAGUAGAACCUGACAAUUCAUAUAGCUUUUCUGGUCAUGAACCAACAGUAACCGAACAAGAGAUACAAAAUACUCCAGAUGGAGAAUUUAGUUCAAACUGCAAUGGUACAAUUUUAAAUGAAACUCAGUUCAGUAUAUAUACAAGAGAAUUUUGGAUUCGUGAGUUAGAUAAAGUUUCACGACCACCGGAUAUCCUUGAAUUUAGGGUUUUACCUGAAGAUAGAGUUAGGGUUGAUGGUAAUGUUGUUCUUGCUAAUAAAGCAGCAAAGAUAACUUUUUCGUAUAACGUCGUUGGAAAACCAACUCCACACGUUGUUUUAAUGGAAGAUUUUAAUGAAAUGGGACCUACGGGUGAUUAUAAACGGAAUAUGGACGCUCAACAAUUUGAAUUAAGAAAACCCUUAAAAACUUUUAAUAAAUAUAGGAUUAAAGCAUUUAAUAGAUUUGGAGUAGCUUAUUCAAAGUUUAUUGAAGUUCACGGUGUAGAAGAUCGGGACCCAACCCAAGUUAAAAGAACUCUAAACUUACACGAUUCUGUUAAAUUGCCAUGUGGAAUGAAAUACAUACCACCCAUGGCAAAGGUUGGCUUUAAGAAAACGUCGGGAAGCAAUCCUUUCGAGUCUAGUCAAUGGUUUGCCUUUGUCGAUACGGACAUCUUCUUGAUUCGAGUCAAUUAUUCACUUCAAAGUAGUUUCGUAUGCUUCACAGAAGUACCACCAUGUUGCGGAAAUACCAGAGCGAAGCAUUCUCAAUACAUUUUUAAAAUUCAAAAUAGUACAAUUAGUAACAAUAAUCUCUGGAAGAUAAAACGUUUGCAUCCCGAAUCUACUGGAGAAUCCACCUCUGUAAAAGCUGCUUUGGGUGAAAAACUCAAGUUUGCCUGUGUCUACGGUUAUCCAGCCCGUCUGGAUUUAUAUUGGACAACACCAAGAGACUUAGACAACCUAACGCUUGUUUCGAGACAGCUAAACAAUAGAUUUAUAGUUAUAGAUAAAGUUGAGCAAAAACACGCCGGAAGGUAUACGUGCUACGCCGAAGCUGAUGGCCAAAAAGCUUACCAUCACUACAAUAUAGAGCUCUUCGAAAGGCCCUAUUGGCGAUCGCCUUUGGAAAAUCAUACCGUCGACGAUGAAGCAACAGAUGUUGUCUUCAACUGUAACGUUGGAGGUAAACCAAAAGUGAAAAUAGAAUGGUAUAUUAACGGAACCGUUGCCAAGCAUCAUGUAUUGUAUAAUCAACAAUUGGUUAAGAUUGAUGGUUCAAAAUUAACUUUUACUAAAGUUUCCGAAAAAACCCGUCUAAUGGUUCAAUGUAACGCUUCUAAUGAAUAUGGUUAUAUUUAUACAAAUGGCUAUCUUAGAGUUUUACAAUUGCAUCCCAUCAAAUGGGCAACAAAUCUACCGCAAAUAGCUAGAGCCGUUGAAAAGCAAACUUUUAUUUGCGGUUCAAACGUCUUCGGUUCACCUAUGCCAAAUGUUACAUUUUAUAAAUAUCCAGAUGGAGAAAAAUUCGAUCCUAAAGCCAGAGAAGAUAAAUACAUCAUUGGCACUCAAAAUCAAAUUGGAUGCAAACUUCAUAAUAAGAAAUAUUGGUCUUGUAUUUUUAAUCAACCGAAUUAUAAUUAUUCAAUGGCUGUUCAAGAUUUGGAAAUUGCUGACGCUGGAAUUUAUAUCUCAUUUUUCGAUAACAAAUACGGAAAUAGUCACGAUAUGAAAACCUUACGAGUCUUUAAUAAAACAUCCAUUUCGUUGACAAACUUGACAACUUCCAAAAUUAUUCCUAAACAAUUUAUUACAUACGAAGACGACUCUUUAGAAGUUAAAUGUUCGGCUACAAUCGAUAAACGUAUAAAAUCCGAAUUAGAGGUCACGUGGUAUGUUGAAAGAGAUGAUGGGAGUGGCGAAAUAAAGAAGGAGCUUGCAUCAUCAACUCCUGGUGUUAUUGUAGACACUAAAAACAAAGAUAUACGAGUGCUCAAGUUUCCUAAAAUUCAGACAACUAUGUCAGGAGUAUACACAUGCGAAGGGAAAACAGAGCUAGACAGCGAAAGCAAGUCUUUUAAAAUAAUUGUUCACGGUAGACCUGAUGCGCCAAAGGAGAUUUCUGAACCCGAAUGCCUCGAUGGCCGUAAACCGAGCAUCUAUUUGAGAGAGGGUAAUGAAAAUGGAGAUCCCAUCAAGGGAUACGAAGUAGAAAUGUUUUUGACGGCCAAAUGCUGUAGUCACUAUAAAAGAACUUCCAAAGUUAACAUAACCAGUACACAGAUAAAGCCAAUCGGAAUAGAUACAGUUCUAGACGCUUCUUUUAAAUACGAAUGGGAUAUCAGAGCCAUAAAUAAAUAUGGCAAAUCGGAACCUGUUCGUGUAACUUGCCAGACGAUUGACGAUGUGCCAGAGGCGAGUCCAACGAACGUGUGUGCCGUAAAUAGUCCAGCAAACACAAUAAACAUAACCUGGACACCAAUAAAAAUCGAUGAAACGAACGGACACGAUUUCGCUUAUCACAUACAACUAUCAGAUUCGGAAGAUAAUCUACCUCCUGCGGCAAGCGUUGCAAACUUUGCAGAGAAGAGUCGUGUCUUUAAAAAAGUUAAGCCUUUCCAUAAGUACAUCGCUAAAGUUACUUCGAAGAAUAAUAUCGGCUCUCAUAUUCACUCCUUGGAGUAUGCCGUUCGUAGUGGAGAAGGUGUGCCUCCAAAUGAUAUUAGCGUUUCUGGCGUCAAAUUACUUGAUAAGGAAUCAAUCGACAAUAUUAAAAUCUCUUUUGAUGCAAUAGCCAAUACAUUGGAAGAAGCCGAUAAGUUGAUGAAUGGCUACCUUAACGAUUAUCUUGUCGUAGUAAAAUACAAGAAUAAAGAUUUGAAAGAGCAGCAUUUUAUCAUUUCGAAAGGAAGAAAAUAUGAAUUUUGUAAAUUCUCUUCGCGAAAAAGAGCUAGACGAUCUUCGAAACGAGAGACGGACCUUUUAAGGGAUUUACAGCCAUUCGAAGAGGCCACUAUUCAAGUUUAUGCAAGGAAUCUUAGGGGAGAUAGAGGUAAAGGAAGCGAUCCAAUAUCAUUUAGAACUCCUAUGGGACCGCCUUUUGGUGGGAAAGAGUUGGAAGCCGAUUGCAAAGCUGGCUUUUUUCAUACUGAAUGCAACGUAGAAGACCCGAAAGAUGCCAAACGAGGUGGCGAAGGCGGAAAGACAAAAGUUUGUAUAAGAGUUGAAGGGCAAUCUGGUUGUGUUUGCGAAAAGGAAAUCGAGCCUGAUGAUAAGAAUUUUGUCUGUUCCGAUAAUGUUAAAAACUGUACAGAUUAUACAAUAGAAUUGACACCUUUCAACGUUGAUGGUAAUUUAAAGAUUGAGGGUGCAACAACAGUUAAAAAGGCCAAAACGUCUUGUGGUUCUAUUAUCUUGAAAAAGCCUAAAGCAGACUAUCAAGAGGAAGAUGCUACAUCUGUAAAGGUCAACUGGAAAUUUGACGAUAGCGCUAAGGGCGUUGAACCAACUCAUUUUAGGGUUGAAUUUUACAAUGAACUACAUACGAAUAGCUCCACUCCAGAGUUAAAUAAAACCGAACUAAUUGGGUUUGAGGAUCAUCUCAUUAUAAGAAACCUGGAAGAAGAUGAACCUUAUAUUGGAUAUAUAAUUGGUAUGCUCGGACCAACAACCAACGGAGCUAUAGACGAAAGUACAUCGCAAAGGAUCAAAUCAGAUCAUUUCAAAUUCCAUACAGGAACUCGCAGUAAGUACAAACUAUGUAAAAAAUUAACGAAAUAAUGUAGAAAACAGCCGACAGACGGCAUCAUCAUAAGUUAAAUUUUCUAGAUAGGUUUUUCAUACUAAUACAAACGAACAAAAAAGCAAAAACAAAAACAAAAACAAAAACAAACAAACUAAUCACUAGAUGGCGCUGGAGAGUAAUACAGAAUAUUGCGUUUUUGUUAUUAUUUUUGCUUGUUUGUUUAGUUUUUAUCUAGUAUGAAAUUUUUAUUUGAAAUAUCUUGCAUUAUUCUUUACUUUCAGCCCAAUUUUUUCCUCUAGCUUUCAUUCUAUCUAGUUCCGUUCUUAGUUUAUUUAACCCCCUUUCUUUUUGAUGUUGUGUUGUGUUAGGAACCACCCAAAAAACAACAGUAAUACUAACUACAGAAGAAAUCGGUAUGGUUAAUAUAAAACGAUGUAUUUCUACAUAAAAAAACAGAUUGAUAACAAUAUCUAAUACUUUUAUAAUUUUUUGCAUAAUAUGCCUAGUUAAUUACCUAAUUUACAUAUGAAUUUUUUCUUUUCAUUCUCUCUUUACUUUUUUCUUUAUAAUUCGGAAAAAAGUAUAACUAAUUUAAUUAACUAGCUAAAACUAAUUAAUUAAGAUAUAUUCAUCUUGAAUAUAUUCAUUCAUUGUAUAUCUCAACCAUGAUUUGCAUCACGUCAUCAAGAAUCUAUCACCUUCAUAUACAAGCACAAAAAGUAUCAUUAUCCAUUUUAUUUUAACAAAAACGGUCUUUAUUGGGUCUCUUCAUUUCAAAUCUCUUUUUGGUUCUUUAGCUACGGAUAGAUAGCUUUCUUUAUUGUAUUAACUAAAUAUGCGUUACUACAUUACGUUAAAUUAAUGAAUAAUUAUGCUUAAUUAUGCUAUUUUCAUUUCAUUAGUCUAAUUAAUUAGUAUGGAUAAUUUAGUAUCUUUUUUUUUUCUACUUUAUUACAAAAGAAAUCUCUCAAAUUUCUACAAAAAAAAAACUAAAAUACGGAUGAAGGCCUAGGAUUGGUUUUAUUUUUUUUGUAAUUUUUUCAAUAAAAAGCUUUCUCUUCUAAUGAUAAUUAUAUAUUCAAAACUUAUGAUAUAAUCUAUUUGAUAUUGAUUUAUAAAUAUUUUUAUGUUUUUAAAUGAAAAAUAUCUUCAUAAACUGGUAUAUAUUUUUUUAGAGAUAGCACCAACAGUUCAUCCUGCUAAGGAAGGUAAAAUAUAUUAUUUAAAUUAGCUAAAUGGAAUAAAAAUUUCCAGUUUUGUUUUAGGCCUACAAUAGGAAAUUAUUAGAAUAAUUAAUUAGUCAAUGUACUACUCUCGCUUGUCCUUUUUAUAACUGAAUAAUAUCUAUUCUAAAAGCAUUUAUAUAUCCUUUAUUAAAUCUAAUCUAUAUUUAUAUAUUAAAAACGCGUGGAGAGUAGCCUCGAAGAGAUUUAAGAACAAUAUAAUAAGAUCCAUAUAAGGGUAUAUAAUAAAAUAUUUCUCAGCAAAAUUAACCUCAUUUUUCAAUCAUCAUUAUCGUUUCAAUAAGCUUAGGAGACUAGAAAGUUGUACUAAAUCAUUCAUUCUCUUCUUCUCUUACUCUUGUAUAUGUUUUUUUGUUUCUUUUCUUUUUGCAUUAUCCUAUUUCUUUUAGAGAAUAUAACGCUACCAACUGAAGGUACAGGUAACUACAGGUUUUUUUUUCUCAUGUCAAUUGAGGAGUUUUGACACAAAUGUGAGAAAAGUACUAAUAAGGAUUAUCAUUAUUUCCUUAUUUUCCUUUCCUCUUUCCUACUCCUCUUCCUCCUCUUCUUAUUGCCCUCGUGUAUUAUAACUUAUCUAAAAUGACCGCUGGUGUAAAUUUUCUGAUAAAAACUCCUCUUCGAUGCAAAUGAUGUUAUAUUAAAAACUAAAGCAUGCGAUAAUAUUUAUCAAUACACUAUAAUACACUAUAUACUUUAUAGUGUAUACAGAUUGGUUUUUCAAGUAUUAUUACGAAUAUUUAUAUCACUGCUUGUUAAUAAUACAGAUGAUUAUACUGUACAAAUACUGUAUAUAUAUAUAUAUACAGU